UGGCGGGCAGGGCCACUGCGCUCGCACGCCCUUCGGCCGGGAGCCCGAGCUCCCUUCCGCUUCCGACGCGCUGUCCGCCAGCCGGUGGAUGUGCGGCAACAACAUGUCCGCCCCGCUGCCCGCCGUCGUGCCCGCCGCCCGCAAGGCCACCGCCGCGGUUAUUUUCCUUCAUGGAUUGGGAGAUACUGGGCAUGGAUGGGCAGAAGCCUUUGCAGGUAUCAGAAGUUCCCACAUCAAAUACAUCUGUCCACAUGCGCCUGUUAUGCCUGUUACAUUAAAUAUGAAUAUGGCUAUGCCUUCUUGGUUUGAUAUUAUUGGACUCUCACCAGAUUCUCAGGAGGAUGAAUCUGGAAUUAAACAGGCGGCAGAAAGUGUAAAAGCUUUGAUAGAUCAAGAGGUGAAGAAUGGCAUUCCCUCUAACAGAAUUAUUUUGGGAGGAUUUUCUCAGGGAGGCGCUCUAUCUUUAUACACCGCUCUUACCACACAGCAGAAACUGGCCGGCGUCACUGCGCUCAGUUGCUGGCUUCCUCUUCGGGCUUCAUUUCCACAGGGUCCUAUCAAUAGCACUAACAGAGAUAUUUCUAUUCUCCAGUGCCAUGGAGACUGUGACCCUUUAGUUCCCCUAAUGUUUGGUUCUCUUACUGUUGAAAAACUAAAAGCACUGGUUAAUCCACAUAAUGUAACCUUCAAAGUCUAUGAAGGCAUGAUGCACAGCUCAUGUCAACAGGAAAUGAUGGAUGUCAAGCAAUUCAUUGAUAAACUCCUACCUCCAAUUGAUUGACGUAACCAAGAGGCCUUGUGUAGACGUUCACCAGCAUCACUGUAGUAGAGUAUAAACCUUUCUCCAUGCCUGAUCAUAAAACUUCUGAUGUUCACAGUGUUAAAAUGUUUUGUAAAUACAUACCAAUGGUCAGUGACAUUUCCCUGAUGGAAAUGUAUGAUUCUUUAAAAAAAAUAAAUAAAAAAUAUAUAUACAUAAAUAUAUAUGUAUUAUACGAUCCAGAAUAUACUAGUAUUAAAGUUGGUUAAGUGAAGCAGCUAGUUUCUUUCUCUCAAAUUAAUUCAACAAAAUAAAAUACCAUGACCAGAGUUUUAUUACAUUGUUUGAAAAUUACUGGUAUGCUCACUGAAAUUUGAUCGGGUCUAAACAAGCUGUUAAGAUUAUCUGUAAGUGACUUGGAAAUGCUGUGAGUUAGACUGUGGUUUUAUCUCUCAGCUGUUUAGUCACCAUGCAGUAUCUGUAUUUUAUAUGCGUGUUCAUAUAUCCGUGACUGCAAUACAUAAGAGUUAGAUGGUAUUGUAUUAUCCUUGAUACCAGGGAUAUUGUUUUUUAAGUGUCAGAAAAGUAAUACUGCUCUCUCCAAUUAAUGGCCCUUUUAUUGGGGAACCAGGCUAUUCUUCUCUUAAUUUUUCUCCUUUCAAGAACUAAGUUAAAUUUUUUUCAUAGAAGAUGAAUAUUGCCACUCUGCCGUAAAAAUCCUGUCAAUAUAUACUAUAAUUUGACAUUCUGAAUCACAGACAUACAAAUUUUUAAUUCUAGGUAAUGUGAAAAGAAACCAAACAUUACUUAAUCUUAAUAUAUUUCAAAGAACUGCACCUCAAUCCCCCUCUAGACUGUAGAAUCUUCAGUCCUGGUAAUAUUCUGGGUUUUAUCUCUCUGUUAAAAAAAAAAAAAACCUUAAAGGAUGAAUAAUAUCUUGGCAUGUUCAGAAAUAACUAUUUAAGACCAGUUUUGAAGUCUAACUUCUAAAACAGUUAUAUCUUAUAGCAGACUUGAAGUUUACAUUUUCUUUACAUAUGUUUGAAACCAAAUACUGUUCAAGGUGAUCAAUCAGAAACUUUUAUUUUUAUCUGGUAACUAAUUUAAAAUUUUCAUCUUAGGUAAAGGCAUCUUUUGAGAGUUAGCUUCCUAUACAAACAUUAAAAUAGCAAUCAUCUGAUCUUAAAUCAACUGUCCAAAAUACUGGUGAAAAUUAUUAAAAUGGCUAAUAAAGACUGGUUAGAACACACACACACACAGUGUAGUACCACACAGUUGAAUAUAUUGCACAAAUUAUGGCCAUUUCUGAACUGUUGCUUUUCCUGCUGUUUAACUAACCAUGACUAUGCUAAGAAGCAUCAUUAUGAACGGGUGCUAAAUGAUAUGUAAAUCAUUUGGUAUGGACUGGAUAGGAUGUUAAUAAUGAAGCCAUAUGCUUAUGUGUAGACUUAAAAUAAUUUCAAACAAUCAUUUACUAUUUUGCUUUACUUUAAAGAAAAGUUAUACCAUUAGUAAAAUUUUAUUUGUGGUAAGAACUAUUCCAUUGAAUUCUUGUGCUAUAAUGUGGGGAAUAUGUCAUGUUUUUCACAGUUUCUAUCAGUGUGAAAUAAAAUUUAAUUCUGGCUUUCUUGGA
Molecule: messenger RNA, 2393 nt
Organism: Phodopus roborovskii (desert hamster)
Lineage: Eukaryota; Metazoa; Chordata; Mammalia; Rodentia; Cricetidae
Gene: Lypla1
Product: lysophospholipase 1
Exons: 9
Coding region: 89-781 (230 amino acids)
Biological process (GO): protein depalmitoylation
Cellular component (GO): cytoplasm
Molecular function (GO): carboxylic ester hydrolase activity; palmitoyl-(protein) hydrolase activity
Source: RefSeq, a predicted model, not a curated record